Molecule: messenger RNA, 868 nt
Organism: Paramecium pentaurelia
Lineage: Eukaryota; Ciliophora; Oligohymenophorea; Peniculida; Parameciidae
Source: the annotation of a GenBank genome assembly
AUGUUGAGUUAAAGAUGUCCAGCAAUUAUGAAAAAAGUGGAAUUUGGAAAUAUCACAAAAGGCUUAUAAAGACAAUGCUCUGAGAAAGAUUUGAUGAACCAAUAAUAAUAAAAUAUUAAUGAUGAGUCAUAGGAUAGGACGAAGUUGAAGUAAAUUUAUUGUGUAUAUUAGAUUACUAAAUCAAAGACUUCAAACAUAGAGUAAUGAAAAUCCUAUAAGAACAGACUUGUCUACUGCAGAGGGUUUACAAUUAUAAGAGAAUAAAUCAGAUGAGAAAAAAUAAAAAUUUGACAAAUUAAAAAGGUAACCACCAACCUUUUUUGAAAAGAUUCCAAAGGAUCCACUUACAUUGAUGAAUUCAACUAGAAAAAAUAAAUACAUUUAAAUAAAUAUUUUAGCAAAAUCAAAAUAAGCUGUAAAAGAUCAUAUUGUAAAUCACAAUUUACCACAGCAAUCUCCUGCAUAAGAUGCUGCUGUUAGAGAACUUUUAGAUAGCUUUUAGACUUAAUUCAAUUUUAGAACUGCUAUAGAUGCAAAAAAAAAGAGAUAGGUAGAAGAUCUCAAAGCAAAAUAUCUUAAGACAUUUUUCAUAAAAAAUAUUCCAACAAAGGAUAAAGUAAUUUACAAGUAUUAUGGAGAGAACUAAUUUAAUUGUUUCACAAAUAGGGAUGAUAGAUUUAAAUUAUCUAGAAGUUAAAUAAAAAAUGAGUGUUAUCAUAAACCAUUUACAUAAUCAUUUUAAACUUAAACUCAAACAUUUUGCAAUGAAAGUAAUAGUUGCACUGGAUAUUGUUAAUAUCUUAAAGAAAUAUACAAAAAAAAUCACUAGAGUCUUAAAAAUUUAUCAGAACUAACCUCCUCGAAUUGA